This is a messenger RNA of Dentiscutata heterogama, 276 nucleotides long. The record is from the annotation of a GenBank genome assembly. NCBI's taxonomy places the organism in Eukaryota, Fungi, Glomeromycota, Glomeromycetes, Diversisporales, Gigasporaceae.
AUGGAUGAAUUUAAUGAAUUUGUUGUUAGUAAUGAUUCACUAUAUGGAUUUGCCGGAACUAGCGCAUCCGCAUCAUACAAUAAUGUCUUGGGUGAUUUUGUUGUUAAUAACACCCUAUACAAUUACCCAAACGAAUUUGAUGUUAGUAAUAUCUUGUAUGAAAAUGAUGAUACGAUGAAUUGUGAGGAUACUCAGCACGAGAAUGUAAUAAUGGAUGACAGAUUUCAGGUCAUAAAUAAAGAUCCUCAAGUUAGCGUUUUUAUCAGUUAUGUAUUG